Messenger RNA from Strongylocentrotus purpuratus (purple sea urchin), 1942 nucleotides. RefSeq names its product monocarboxylate transporter 5-like. NCBI's taxonomy places the organism in Eukaryota, Metazoa, Echinodermata, Echinoidea, Camarodonta, Strongylocentrotidae. The transcript has 4 exons. Bases 167 to 1693 code for a protein of 508 amino acids. The record is from RefSeq and is a predicted model, not a curated record. Gene Ontology annotation, molecular function: monocarboxylic acid transmembrane transporter activity. Gene Ontology annotation, biological process: transmembrane transport.
UCAUAUCGCUUCAACGAUUCUUCUUCUAUUUCUGAACAAAAUAUGCACGGUUCAUUGUUAUCAAAGCUCCAUUGAUCACAGGGGGUCAAAUACAUGUAUUUCAAGAUUUAGCCUACGGAAUCUUACGUUGACCGUUGACGUAGGCAAGUGUACAUGUACAUACAAAAUGGCAACUUUUUUUAGUUUUCAGAAUAUAAGCGCUCUAAAAUCGACCCUGGCUCUUUUCCUGCAAACGUGUUUUGUCCUGGGCACGAUCAAGUCCAUCGCUGUGUUUUUACCAGAACUGGAACGGAAUUUAGGACUAACCUCAACCGAUAUAGGACUAGCUCUGGGAUUGUUCGAUGCCUUUGCAUUUGUUCCAGGUCCAGUCGUUGCCUACCUGUACCAAAGGCUUCAUGGCGGCUACCGUAGAGGCCUUGUGAUGACGGGUUCAUUCUUGGCACCGGGAGGGCUUCUCAUGGCGUCUUGGGCUACCAAUAAUGUUGAACUAGAUGUUUGUCUCUCAGUUGCUGGACUCGGUUCCAACAUCCUGUCGGUUUCACUCGUAAUUACCCUUAGUGACCAAUCUGGUGAUGCCUUUGGGAUCUUUUACGGUGUUGGCAAAUCGGGAUAUGCCUUCGGGAUAGCCCUGGUGCCGCUACUGGCUGAUUUCCUGAUGGACAUCUAUGGCUGGAGAGGUUCCUUACUAAUCAUCGGGGGCAUCAUGGCCCAUCUGAUCCCAUUGACCUUGAUGGUGGAUAUCAACGCAGGGGCGUCCUGCACGAUGAUCAGGGAAGCACCAGUAACGGUCGACGAACAAUCAAUUUGUGGUGAUACAAGACUUCUUCAGGAAGCGUCACUUCUUCAAAGGGAUAAAGCACCGACGGACGGUUUUAAGGCCGAUGUUACACCUGCAAAUAUCGCCACCGGGAGUGAAAAUGGCAACGACCCCAUGGAGGAAGUCAACGAAGAGACACUGCGUGAUGAUGCAAAAUUAAUGGAGGGACCAUCCACUAGUCAACGACAUCAAGCAAUUUCUAAUUUGUAUCGUAAUAACAAAGUCGGUCAGAUGAACUGCUCUGGGCUAUAUGCCAUCACUUGUCGAAUCCUUAGCGAUUCUAUCUACAACCGAGAUCCCUGGAUGAUUCUUUUGAUGUUAGUUACAAUGGUGUUCGCUAUGGUAGACGGUGGUUGGCACGCGUUUCUUAUCCCACGUGCGGUCGGCCGAGGUAUCUCGACGACCAAGGCUCUGUCCCUAGCUUACUCGGCGGCGACUGCAGCCUUCAUCGGUCGUUGUUUCGGAGGACUACUCUUGAAGUACAAAAUCUUUUCCGGGCAGUACUGGUUUCUGUUUCUUACCUUCCUCAACAUCACGUCACUGCUAGCUGAUAUAUUUGUGCCUAAAUUCGCUCUGAUGAUUGUGACGUCGUUCAUUAUGUCAAUAACGAUUGCCGAGCGGAACAUUCUUCUAUUGGUGAUCUGCAAAGACAGGGCUCCGGAGUCCGAAUUUCCCGUCAUACUAGCUUCUUCCGAGAUUGUGUUCGGACUAGGAGCUUUCCUUGGAGCUUCCUUAUCAGGUUACGUGGCAGACUUGACCGGUACUUUCAACGCUUCGUUUAUAUUUAUCGCAGCGGUCGACGCGGUUGUAUUCUGUCUCAUGGUUCCACCCAUAAUCGCUGAGAGAUCUCAAGAACAUGAUAUAAUAACAUUGUGAACUGAAGAAAUAGUCUAUCGAAAGAACAUAAAAGAAUAAUAUUGUGAAAGGACAUGAUGUAAUUGUGAACCCAAGAAAUAGUGUAUCAAAAGAACCUGAUAUAAUCAUACUGUGAACCGAAGGAAUAUUCUAUCCAAAGAAAAUAACGAAGGCAUGAUAAUAUUACUUUAAUAUCGUAGGUACAUGUAGUAAUAGUUGUGAUAGUCGUCGUCGCAGUAGUAGUAGUAGUAGUAGUAGUAGUAGUAGUAA